Messenger RNA from Aspergillus heteromorphus CBS 117.55, 667 nucleotides. RefSeq lists its product as uncharacterized. Lineage: Eukaryota; Fungi; Ascomycota; Eurotiomycetes; Eurotiales; Aspergillaceae. Bases 111 to 503 code for a protein of 130 amino acids. The transcript has a single exon. The record is from RefSeq and is a predicted model, not a curated record.
GGGCUGGCUGAUCAGACGUUUGUCGGUUCCGACGGUGACUUCAUGGAUGCGGCGAAUGGGUCCUGGACAGAUGGCGAGUGAUCGGGUAGGGACGUUUCGAUCCCGAUGCCAUGCUGAUGGGGAACUGGCAUUGGGCUACGUGGCAUCGCGCAGUCCCAGUGAGCAGUCAGAUGCUGAAUGCUCGCCGGUCCAUAUGCCUUGCUUUGUUUCCGGAGGAUGGGCGGUUGCUUUCUUUUCCUUCCCUCGCUGGUGGGAGACACGGCACAGUGAUCGACAGCCAGCUUUUUCGGCCUUCCUUUCCACUGUGCAGUGCAGUUGCAGUUGCAGUUUACAAAACCGAUACCGAUAUGGCAGUCAUUCAUUCGUUACUUGUUGGACAUGUUUUUUUUUCAAAUUGCUACGGGAGGAUUGGGGCAGACCGUGCCAACUAUUUGUUGUUAGUUCUAGGUUUAGGUCUAGUCUUAGUUCUAGUUCUAGUUCUAGUUCUAGGUGCUAGGUGCUAGUUGCUAGUUGCUAGUUGCUAGCUGCUUAUCUAGAGAAUGAAAUGGCCGACAGGUGUUGUCGACAGCGAGCCGGCCCGAGUUGAUUUGGAGUGGCAGCGUAGAGGGAAUGAUGACGGGGACGUGUCGAUGACAUCGUCAGUGGAACCCGUCCCGUGGCUUCGGCC